Molecule: messenger RNA, 375 nt
Organism: Candidozyma duobushaemuli
Lineage: Eukaryota; Fungi; Ascomycota; Pichiomycetes; Serinales; Metschnikowiaceae
Product: RNA-binding signal recognition particle subunit
Exons: 1
Coding region: 1-375 (124 amino acids)
Biological process (GO): SRP-dependent cotranslational protein targeting to membrane
Cellular component (GO): signal recognition particle, endoplasmic reticulum targeting
Molecular function (GO): 7S RNA binding; endoplasmic reticulum signal sequence receptor activity
Source: RefSeq, a predicted model, not a curated record
AUGGGCAGAUUGAACAAUGCAGAAUUUAUAUCGAAAGUGGAGGCUAUACUAGCGUCCAAUGAGGGCAAGAGCUCUGUCUACUUCACACAGAAAAGAUUGUCGACGCCGUUAGAAAAGGAAUCCAUUGAUCUGGUUAAAGACCUUUCCUCCAACGUCGUGGAACACCCUACAGCAUACCCCACCAACACACAGAGUUACCCAGUGCUCAUUCGUGCCACAUUGGGAAAGAAAGAUUCCAAGAUAUCGACUGUGGUGGAGCCAGCCAACUUGGAUGCAUUCUGGCUGGAAUACGCCCAGGUGCUCAAAACAGGUUUCGUCGGCUUGAAGAAGAAGGAGAAGAAGAAGGCAAAGAAAAGCAAGGUCACAAAACCUUAG